CUCAUUGAGUUGAUCGCGACGACGAUGGCCGACUCGCCGUUGUUUGGCGCCGCGCCAUUUCCAGCAUUUUGAAGCGAAGAAUCUGUCAUUCUUUCAGCUCUAGAAACGCUUUUCCUUUGUCGUCUGAUCGUAAACACCUUCUACAAUAACUUCCGAAAUUCCUGAAGAGGUGCUGUUUUAGAACACAGGUAUUUCAAGAAUUUCUUUCCAAUUUUACGGUGUGCUAAUUUAUUGCUGACCGACUCGAGCAAAGGCGGGAAUUGCACUGAUCACUCGGGCAGCUGGUGCUUUCUCACGUGACUUCGUAGUGCGCAUGAUGACGAGGCAGAAUCAUUAUAAUUUAUUACUUACUAUUUUAUAUCAAAUGAGCUUUGAAAUUUCCUGCCAAACUUUCACUGAAGUGCAAGCUAAAGUUAAUGUUAAAAUAAACAUUAUAUGCAACAUAUAUAAUGUAAUUUUAUAUCGAGCCAUUUUCUUGGCUGAUUGUAAUGCGUGUCUCAGUUUAGGUAGAGCAGGGAAUGACACAUCGCUUAGGAGUCACCAAUCAGAGACAAGUAGGCGGGCUCUAGGUUACUAUUUAGUUUGCCUGCACUGCUAUUUUCGGCCUCUUUACCAUUCAGCAGCAACUCUACCUUUAUGUUAACUCUAAGUUUCCCUCCGCCUCCCCAACUCCAGCCAUAUCCCUUCUAAUUCGAUUUGCCAUGUUCCGGUUUUUUCGUGCCCUACCUUUGCUGAAAGAAGAACUGAAGGCAAAAACUGUCAUGUUUUGUAACACUUUUUUUAGAAAGCCUAACAUAAGUAAAGUCGAGAUUAUAUAGUUAUUCCUGUCCGUUUCUUGGUUUUCGCGAGAAAAUUUAGUUUGAAACUGCGUAUUUCUCGCUUUUUGGGCCUUUUCAUUGCGGGCCCGUAAUGCGUGUCAGCGGUAGGCUGUGACGUAUGAUAUGGCGAACACGGAUUUCGUAAACAAGAAGAAAACAAGCGACAUGAGUUGAAAGCCGUCGUUCUGUCGCGGACUUCCGUUGCUAUUUUCAACAUGAGUGGUGUACACCCAUUUCAGUUUGAGCCAACCUAUCCUCCUGGUGAAGAACCAGUUGAUUCGGAGGAAGAAGGAGACGAAGGGGACGGCGAAUUAGCCAAUUUUGAUGUUAGAGUUGGAAACAUCGAAUGGUGCAUUUGUGGGGGCAAUUGUGUUCCAAUGUCGACGGCCGAUGAAUGUUUUUGCUGUCAAGAAUUGGAGGCCCUCAAUCAAAAGUUCGACGAGUCGGGGGUUGAAUGCAUAACCGACCACGCAAAGUUUAGAAUUGUAUGCCUGGAUACGGACGUGCUAAAUACUGCCCUUGUUGCAAUUCACAACGCACGCUGUAAUCCCUUGCCGGAACCCAUCGAGAACAGAACAUGGCGUUUAGCAGCCUACCGUCAGUUUACUUGGUGGGUUCAUGGCGUACUGGGAAAAAAAAAACCGGCGAGUGAUUCCAGCGUGCGUUGUGAAAGCAAUUAGCAAUGAAUUUCCAGAGGAGAGUGGUGAAUAUGCCGGAUUCAAACCGGCGGAAAUCGAUUUAAAUUAAAUUUUCGAGACAAGCAAUCGUGGAUUUUAGCAUGCUUUAUUGAUAUUGAUUUCUACAAAUUUAUCAAUUGCAAAAACAGUACUCGUCUUUGGCUAAUACUCUUAUAUUGAUCUCUAACAUUAACCAGUUUUAUUUUCCAGUAGUAUACUGGUUCUUGUAAUUAUUUUUUCGAUUUUCAGCAAGUUGUUCAAUCCACCUUAGAAUUAUUUAUAAGUAAUAGCCGUGAUCAAACCCAAUAUUCCUGGUUUGUUUUGAAUAAAUUUUGAUUUGAAAUUUGAAAGAAAUGUAUUGCUUGCUGUUGUUUCCAAUGUAUAGAUUGGAUGUCAUGUUGGCUAAUACCCUUUUAUACUCUAAAAUUGAUACUCUUAUAUUGAUCUCUAAAAUUAACCAGUUUUAUUUUCCAGUAGUAUACUGGUUAUAAUUCGUUUUUUGAUUUCCAUCUUAGAAAUAUUUAUAAGUAAUAGUCAUGAUCAAACCCAAUAUGCAUGGUUUGUUUUUACUAAAUUUUGAUUUGAAAUUUGAAAGAAAUGUAUUGCUUGCUGUUGUUUUCAAUGGAUAGACAGGAUGUCAUGUAUUUAA
Molecule: messenger RNA, 2144 nt
Organism: Orbicella faveolata
Lineage: Eukaryota; Metazoa; Cnidaria; Anthozoa; Scleractinia; Merulinidae
Product: P2X purinoceptor 7-like
Source: RefSeq, a predicted model, not a curated record